AUGCCCAUGCAUGAGAGCUUCUUCAAGGUGACAAAAGCCAGUGAGUCAGAGUUCAAAGCUCUCAAAGGUCAGAGUGUUUCACUUGCACUUUUACAGUUUGGUCCUGGAGGCAUUAAUCCUGCUCAUAUUCAUCCUCGGUCUGCCGAACUUCUUUUCAUAUUGAAAAGGCAAACUAAGGGAUUGGUUCAUUUUCAGAUGAAUGAAGAGGAGGAGAAGGAUGUGGUUGCUGUUGCAGCCUUUGGGAGUGCUAAUCCUGGUGUUGUGGUUCUGCCAACUUCUUUGUUUGGAAGUGGUAUUGAUUCUGAGGUUUUGAUUAAGUCUUUUAAGACUGAUAAUGUCACUAUUCAAAAGCUGAUUUCAGCUAACAUGGGUUGA
Dioscorea cayenensis subsp. rotundata (Guinea yam) is the source of this 375-nucleotide messenger RNA. RefSeq names its product germin-like protein 9-3. Lineage: Eukaryota; Viridiplantae; Streptophyta; Magnoliopsida; Dioscoreales; Dioscoreaceae. The transcript has 2 exons. Gene Ontology annotation, molecular function: manganese ion binding. The record is from RefSeq and is a predicted model, not a curated record. Gene Ontology annotation, cellular component: cell wall. The coding region runs from base 1 to 375 and encodes 124 amino acids.